Molecule: messenger RNA, 6029 nt
Organism: Hippoglossus stenolepis (Pacific halibut)
Lineage: Eukaryota; Metazoa; Chordata; Actinopteri; Pleuronectiformes; Pleuronectidae
Product: exostosin-1b
Exons: 11
Coding region: 948-3164 (738 amino acids)
Cellular component (GO): membrane
Molecular function (GO): glycosyltransferase activity
Source: RefSeq, a predicted model, not a curated record
CAUCAUCAGUCGUCCCGGUGGAGCCGCCGCUCCGCCUGCUCCAGUCUCCACAGCUCCUCUCUGCCUGUGUGCCCAGUGUGAGCCGCUGCCUGAACACUUACACGCCCGGGGAGAUCUACGGAGCUCGUCGGGGGAGCGGAGGACACGUCGUGGAGGACUGAGAAGACAUGGUCGCAGACGGAGAGGAGAGGACGCCCGGCUGUCUCUACCUCCAACCAGCGAUAAAUCUACUUUGAUGCGGCCGCUUAGCUAACAAGCUAACAGGGGAUGUUUUCACAAAGUAGCCAGGUAGUUAGCCUGCUAGCUAGCUAGACCGCCGGCUAUAGGAAUUGUCUUCCCGGAUUUAGCUUUUAACUUCAAAUGCUACUUGUAUCCAGCGAUACGUUCUGUUAAACCAUUCCGAUAACGUUAGAGACGCUGUGCUGGGUGUUUGGGACUCCGGAGCCCUCUGUUUGCUAAUUCCCAGCAGGGACAAUAGUUAAUAGUCCAGGCAACAAGUCUGCUGCUGAACACCCUCAAGUUUGUGCUCAUUUUGUGUGGUGUUGUUAGUUUCCUGUGUGGCCCCGGUUAGCUGCUGUCAUCCUCUGGGUUAAAAUCAUAGACUGUUUGUCUAGGGCAAAGUAAAGGUGUCUUCACAAAAGGAAAGUAGGUGGCCACUUUAGAUGCUCAAAUUGAAAAGGGUCGGGUGUACCGGAGAACCUGUUGUCAGUUGUCGACACAACCACUGACGAGGAGACGAGGUGGAUGAACAUUACAAAUCGCCCACAUGCGUUGGAUCAGCUCCCGGACUUGUGAAAGGCAUCUGAAGCAGAAGGUGGGAGACGUGAGCGCACAGCCCUUGCAGCCCGGGGGAAGAUGGCGGAGCGUUCCCGCAAGAGGUGGUGAAAACAAAACUUGGGGACGACUUGGAUUUAUCACCGGACAUCUUAUCUCAGAUCGUAGGACACAUGCAGGCCAAAAAACGGUAUUUAAUUCUGUUCUCCGCCGGUGCGUGUCUUAUCCUGUUGUUCUGUUUUGGAGGGAUACAAGUCCCGCUGUCCAGGCGUGAUGACCGCAGCCUCGCCGGUUAUCACCCCGGGGCUCGGUGGCGUCGCUUCCCGGGGUACCUGCAGCAUUUCAGCUCCUGGGAGCAGGACUGGAGCGAUGAUCGCAAUGAGCACAUGUCUCCCAGGCAGAAGAGAGACGCCAACUCUGGCGUUUACUCUGGGAAACGCUGCAGAAUGGAGUCCUGCUUUGAUUUCUCCCUGUGUCAGAGGAAUGGCUUCAAAGUUUAUGUGCACCCCCAGCAGAAAGGGGAAAAGAUGUCGGAGAGUUAUCAGAACAUUUUGUCCUCUAUUGAAGGGUCCAGGUUCUUUACACCUGACCCGGGACAGGCAUGCCUGUUUGUCCUGAGUCUGGACACACUGGACCGGGACCAGCUUUCACCCCAGUAUCUCCACAACCUGAGAGCAAAAAUCCAGAGCCUUCCACUGUGGAAUGGGGGCAAGAAUCACAUCAUCUUCAACUUAUACUCCGGCACCUGGCCAGACUACACGGAAGACCUUGGCUUUGACAUCGGCCUUGCCAUGUUGGCUAAGGCCAGCAUCAGCACAGAGAACUUUCGGCCUUACUUUGACGUUUCCAUUCCUCUUUUCUCCAAAGACCACCCCAGGACAGGAGGGCAAAGAGGCUACCUAAAACAUAAUGCCAUUCCCCCGUACCGGAAGUACGUGCUUGUUUUUAAGGGGAAGAGGUACCUAACUGGAAUAGGUUCAGACACUAGGAACGCUUUAUAUCAUGUUCAUAACUCCGAGGAUGUGGUCCUCCUCACCACGUGUAAGCAUGGGAAGGAUUGGCAGAAGCACAAGGAUGCACGCUGUGAUAGAGACAACGCAGAAUACGACAAGUACGACUACAGAGAGAUGCUGUACAACUCCACGUUCUGCCUGGUACCUCGAGGACGACGGCUGGGUUCCUUUCGCUUCUUAGAGGCUUUGCAGGCAGCAUGUGUGCCCGUGAUGCUAAGUAACGGCUGGGAACUUCCCUUCUCCGAGAUCAUCGACUGGAAUACGGCAGCUGUGAUGGGGGAUGAAAGGCUGCUAUUACAGGUCCCCUCUACAGUGCGCUCCAUCCACCAGGAUAAGAUCCUGUCCCUGAGACAGCAGACCCAGUUCCUAUGGGAGGCUUACUUCAACUCUUUGGAGAAGAUAGUACUGACAACACUGGAGAUCAUCCAGGACCGGGUCCUGCAGCACACCUCCAGGAGCAACCUGAUGUGGAACAGCCUGCCUGGAGGUCUCUUCACCCUCCCGCAGUACUCUACACACCUGGGAGACUUCCCUUUCUAUUACGCUAAGCUGGGUAUCAAGCCAUACCCCAAGUUUACAGCGAUCAUCCAUUUGGUGACCCCACUGGUCUCCCAGUCUCAGCCAGUCAUGAAGUUGCUUGUGGCCGUGGCCAAAUCCCAGUACUGUGCUCAGGUGAUAGUUCUGUGGAAUUGUGAUAAACCUCUUCCUGCCAAGUACCGCUGGCCUGCCACCUCAGUCCCUGUCAUUGUCAUAGAAGGGGAAACCAAGGUGAUCAGCAGUCGUUUUCUGCCCUACGACACCAUCCCCACCGACGCUGUGCUCAGUCUGGAUGAGGACACGGUGCUCUCCACCACAGAGGUGGACUUUGCCUUCACAGUGUGGCAGAGUUUCCCGGACCGCAUCGUAGGUUACCCAGCCCGCAGCCACUUCUGGGACAGCAACAAGGAGCGGUGGGGCUACACCUCCAAAUGGACCAAUGACUACUCCAUGGUGUUGACUGGGGCUGCCAUCUAUCACAAAUACUAUCACCACUUGUACACCACUUACCUUCCAGUCAGUCUGAAGACCAUGGUCGACCAGAUGUCCAACUGCGAGGACAUUCUGAUGAAUUUUCUGGUGUCGUCCGUCUCUAAACUACCACCCAUCAAGGUCACUCAGAAGAAACAGUACAAGGAGACCAUGAUGGGACAGAGCUCCCGGGCGUCUCGCUGGGCUGACCCGGACCACUUUGCCCAGCGUCAGACCUGCAUGAACAAGUUUGCCAACUGGUUUGGCACCAUGCCCCUGGUCCAUUCUCAAAUGAGGCUGGACCCAGUCCUGUUCAAAGACCAGGUGUCCAUACUGCGGAAGAAGUACAGGGAUAUCGAGAGGCUAUAACGCUCCGGAGCCCUCCCGCUCACCGGACACUAGAAAGAGAGAGCGAGGGGGCGGACACAUGGAGAAAUGCAAAGCAGUUCCAUGAUUGCAUGGAAGGAUCAAUGGAGAUGCAAAUGGACUGGGUAGAAGGGGGGGAGGAAAAUAAACUCCAACACAAGAGGAGAACAGCACAUCCUUUUUGCUCCUCUGUUGUGUCUGUAAAGGUUCCUCCGUGUAUUCUACUCUCCACCUUGUCUCUUUUGUGUGUUGGUGGACAGCUGAGCUCACUGGUCCCACUAUAUUCACUAUGGCUACCAACAGCCGAAGGACACCUGAGGACUUUUAAAGUGUUUGACUAUGAACUGAAGCGGUCAAAUUCAUAGGGUUGUAAAUGACAACUUUGCAGCUUCUGUGUCCCAACGGUGGCAAACGACUCCAAACUCCAUCCCACUGACCCAGACUGUCUGUUCUGCUCUGUACACUAUGCACAGGUUCCUGAACGUUUUUGAUGAAUAUUAUUGAUGAUAAUGACUACGAAGAGGAUAACACUAUUUUGGAUUGUGUUUUACAAUUUUUUUUAUACAGUGAAUGAAUGGCCAGCACUACUCUCUGUAUUGUCUUAAUAAAAACCAAUAGCAGGGCGGGCAAAAGGAGGAAUGAAAAACCCAUCAACCAUCAAUGAUCUGAUAUUCAUAGUGCCUCGAGUUUAUGUAAUGGUGUUGGAAUGUGUCUGAGAGAAGAGCACGGUGCAGGACAAGCACCUUGACCUUGCUGCUUUCUGUUUUGUUUUUGAUUCAAUGGUUUGUGAUUUUCUUUACAAAUGAUGAAAUUAUGGAUCUUGUGGUAAAUUCUUCAGGUCAGCAUUCAUGUUUUUAUUUACUGGAGUGUAAUAAAUGUUUAUUUUUUAUUCAAUUGAACAAACUAAAUUGUCAUUAUGUGCCAUUCUAAAAUCUAUUUUUCAUUUGUAAUGGCAGAACCUUGAACCUUGAAAAUGUGCUGACUUGAAGAACAAUAUUGGAUCAUAUGCGUCGCCUCAGUCAAGGGAGGCUGAGCUUUCUCGUAGAUUUUUUUGAAACACAAACCACUCUAAAAUCCAGGGACUGGAUCGUGUAGGGCUUGUUCAGUAAGGGAUAUUUAUGUGACAUUAUUAUUCCUCUCAGACCCAAUUUCAAUUUGUCCAGUGACAAGUACUUGACACAAACUAACACUGUUUUCAUGUAGGAGCAACAAACGGCAUUUGCGGUUUCAGACCAACAGUUGGCAUCAUACUAAGUAAACAUCUUUAUUUGACCCACUUGUUUAAAAGCAAAUAUGCAGAUGGAGAAUAAUUCUUACCAAACAUUUGAGAUACUGCACCUUUGGGGAGAUCAGCUUUAUUAAGUAAGUGUUAUCAUUUGUGGUGUUUCCUUAACAUAAAUACAUGGAAUUAGAAGCCUUUCGGUAACCGUGUACUAAUGUGCAUCGCCACUUUCAAAAACCAAAAUGUAAAACCUGUAUGUUAAGAAAUAUGUUCCAUAAACGUUAAUAAUUCAUUACAUCUUUUUACAUGUUAGUCUUCUCACACAUCUCAUUCGCUGCAAAUCUUCAUUGAGGGUCAAGUGUCAGUGGCACAUGGAAUUGUUUUUUUUGCAGAUGGAUCAAUAGGCUAAUUGGAUUAAACAAAUUGAAUGUGUUAGGUUUUAUUAAUACUCAUGCUAAUUUGUUGGGGUCUUGGAUUUGUCAUAUCAGAUUAUCUGGAAAAUGUUCAUGUAAUUUGAUGAAGCUCAAAUGUGCCCUUGUAUUUUCAAAACAUUGUGCAAGUUAAAGUUCCUCUUUCCUUGAGGUGUGAAACCAACAGCGUUUCUGUGUGAAAUCAAGAAAUCUAACCACACGUGCUCUGAUUCCUCCUUCAGCAGCCUCAGCUUUGAAACAAUCAUUUUGUUGAGCUCCCCAAUCCUUCACAGACCCCCAAUAUGUGCCAUUGGAUCAUUUGUGGUUUUGUUUGUAUAAUUUUUUUUCAUCUAAUAUGAGGCAUGCCAUGCAUUCCCAUAUUUAUUUGGUUCAAUAAAGUAUUUUCUGUUUAAGAAAGUGUGUGAGGGGAAGUGGGGAGGACGGAGUGUAUGUGUGAGAGACGGAGGAAUCAGCAGAGAAUAGUGCUGCGUGGUGUUUUUCACUCCUGAGAAUGUCCAGCUAGACAGCAAAUGAACAAUCCCAGUAUUCCAGCGCUAUCAAGACAACUGAAUAUUAUCGUAAAGAAAAUCACAUUUCAGAAAUGAACUUGGUGCAAUAUUUAAGGAGACAUUUUCUUCAUCUUUUCUUCUUUUCCCUUCCCUUGUGUUUCAGAGGGCAGGGGGUUACAUAUUGAUGUGCCUUCAGAAGAAAUACACUCACGAGUUGUUUUUCCCCAUCUGCCUUGUGCAACAAACAGGUCCCCCAUUUCAUUACAGUUGUACAUCUUUUGUGUUUUUGUUUUCCUCAUGAAUAGCCAGUGACAUGCAACAGCUCCCUAAAUGGUGUUGUUUAACACUGGACGUGAUACAGACAUUCCGGCCUUUUCUGUUUGGAACAUCUUUCAACGUCUCUUUAGACUCGUACUGACACACGCACUGCCUUGUAUUAGUAUACUUGCGAGGGCACAAUAGCCGCCUCUUCCUGGUUGUCACAAGUGUAGUAAUACAUGUAAUGCACACACAGUAGAAUUCUCUCACCAACAAACACACACACACAGUAUUUAUCAGGCAGUGUUGUGUCUCAGCUGAAUUGCUGCCUGCUUCCUUUCAUUCUCUGCAGAAAUAACUUCAUAGAGAUGGAACAUGGAAAGAUAGAGGGGGGAAAAAAAUCACAAUUUUGUAAAAUAAUUUUAUAAAACAACAAAAUACAACAAAUAAAAUGUUUGAUAUAAAUUGA